Messenger RNA from Amphiprion ocellaris (clown anemonefish), 2856 nucleotides. It is a transcript of the gene tnfaip8l1, whose product is annotated as tumor necrosis factor, alpha-induced protein 8-like 1. The transcript has 3 exons. Lineage: Eukaryota; Metazoa; Chordata; Actinopteri; Pomacentridae. Gene Ontology annotation, cellular component: cytoplasm. The record is from RefSeq and is a predicted model, not a curated record. Gene Ontology annotation, biological process: regulation of apoptotic process. The coding region runs from base 284 to 844 and encodes 186 amino acids.
UUUGUUUUGUUAACGAGGAGGCGGAAUCCGGUUACAACUUGUAACCGAACUCAGAAAACAAGCCUCUGAAUAAUUCACGGUUCUGAGCCCCGACACCGAACGACAAGAGGCGGCAGCGGGGAGCUCCACGGCCGACGAACGAGCGGACAAACCGGGGAGAGAACAUGCAGUGAAGCGUCCUUUCUUCCCUCCGCUGCCAGGAUGGAGACUUGAGAGGCUUUAACACGGGUUAACUUGUCAUCUUCUCCCGUGUCAAAGUGAAGCCGAGAGUGAAGAUUAGACCAUGGACUCCUUCAGCACCAAGAGUUUGGCCCUGCAGGCGCAGAAGAAGCUGAUGAGUAAGAUGGCCACCAAGAGCGUGGCGAACCUCUUCAUCGAUGACACCAGCAGCGAGGUGCUGGACGAGCUGUACCGCGUCACCAAGGAGUACACUCGCAACCGCAAGGAGUCCCAGAAGAUCAUCAAGAACCUGAUCAAGAUGGUGGUGAAGCUGGGAGUGCUCUACAGGAACAACCAGUUCAACAGCGAGGAGCUCAUUCUGGUCGAGAACUUCAGGAAGAAGGUCCACACCCUGGCCAUGACGGCGGUGAGCUUCCACCAGAUCGAGUUCACCUUCGACCGCCGCGUCAUGAGCGCCAUCUUGAACGAGUGCCGCGAGCUGCUGCACCAGGCCAUCAAGUGCCACCUGACGGCCAAGAGCCACUCGCGGGUCAACCACGUCUUCAAUCACUUCGCCGACUGUGACUUCCUGGCGACGCUGUACGGGCCAUCGGAGGUUUACCGUGCUCACCUGCAGCGGAUCUGCAACGGCGUCAACAAGAUGCUCGACGAGGGGAAUCUCUGACCUCCGUCCGCCUCGUCGUUUGGCACAUUUACCUCCAGUGGACCCUCCGUCUCGCAGGAAUUCUUUUUUAAAAGUGACAAUCGUGAACGUUUAUUUUUCAUUUUGUUUUGUUUGUUUGUGUGCCUUUUCAGACAUUACUGUAACACUGAAACUCUCUUGGCUAGUUAGUCCAAAGUAUUCUUCUUCUCCAGCGUGACUGUUAAAGAAACCCAGCGCUGUUUUGUCUUUUUUUUUUUUUUUUUUUUUUUUUAAAUGAAUGUAAAACUUUCUGCUCUUAUCAGUAUAUUCAGGGGUAGGAGCUUCGACAACUGUGCCUUGAAAAAUGUAUUUUAUCCUCAUUCCAAGGGCUUUUCUUUCCCUCUUACUUAAUCAAAAAGACAUGAAUCCAGGCACAGGCCUUCAGCUGUAGCUCUGCGAGGUGCCUUUAAUGGACGAAAAUGGUUCUGGGAGCACCAGGAGAGGAGAGAAAGUGAAUUUCCAAUGACUUUUUUUUUUUUUGUUCGUUCCUAAAAGUAGUAUUGCACUCAAUCCUGAACAAGCGCUGUACUGUACUUUCCUGCAGAAGUGAAACCAUGUGAAGCACAGCAGUUGAAUAAUCCUGCUUAGGCAGCAUUUAAAAGCUCCCACCAUCAUGCACUGCAACGCAGCUUUGUAGAGGAGCCAAGCUUUUCUCCGGACGGCACCUAUAAACCCAGUUUCGCUUCUAAUAGUCUGGUUUAUAGCCGCCACAACAAAGAUGAAGUAUUUGGGUCACGGGGGCACCGUAAACAUGAAGGAAUGUGAUUGCGUUGUUGAUUGUUUCUGCACUGACUUGUCGCCGGCUGGGAAGGAAUCACAGGUUAAAGGUUGCAUCUUCGGCACGAGGGAAUUAAGGACAGUUAGGCUUCACGUCAGAUCAUCAGCGGCGUUUAUCACCUCGGGUUUCUCCCAGAAGCACGAGAAAAGUCGAGUUGAAAUUCUGACUGAUCUGAACUAAAAAGACUCCCCACGAGCAGCCAGAUGAAAGGCCGGACGCAAACGGCAGCCCGGUGUCGGCGAAAAGGCCCGGCCAGGGUUUAGAGAUUAGAGCGGAGACAAACACAGCAGCUGAUUGUACUCUCCCUCUGCAAUUAUAGCUCCCCAUUCCAGGCCGGCAUAAUGGCCCGCAGCCUGAGCAGCCACUCCACGGCAGCCUCGUGUAACGCCACCGAGAUAACUGUCUCUGUUUGCAGGUCCCUAAAUGGAAUGAAAGAUGUUGUUGUGUUUCUUCUUAUAAAGCAACGUAUGAAUACUGGCCCUCUCCAGCCUCGCAUAAUAGCCGUCUUUCCUUUUUGUCCGUGUGUUUUUGUAUCACUGAGCCUGUCUGGGAGAUUGUUUUGUGCUGCGGCCUCAUUUUGUAUUCUGUGUGUGUGUGUGUGAGUGAGUGUGUGUUUGUGUGCGUACCUGUGAGAGAAUUGGAAAUUGAGCUGUGUAAUAAGCGCUGUGCUUUCCCAGAUAGAAUUGCUGAAACUUUAACUUCUUCCACAGCAGCUCUGCAAAAGAAAGAAAGAAAGGACUGAUGUUACUUAAAAUGCAGUCUUUUAUUUAUUUUUUUCCCAGAGAAACACUUCAGAAAGCAGCGUGCACUUGAUAAUUAAAAAUAUCGGCGGUAAUGACGACAACGGUGGCGGCUGUUGUGGGCUUUUUUAAUUCCACUUUUUGACUUCCCUGAGUGUUUUCUCAUUUGUUCGACCCGUUUGACUCUGACUGCAUCAUUUUGGAGGACUUUGAAGUAAAGCCCUUUCCCUAAGUCCCCAAAAAGAGUCGACUUUAAUUGUCUUCUGAUGCCAUUUUGUCCGAUCCGUCCACAUCUCAGGGCCACUUUAAAUCUCCCGUGACAUCCUAAAAGCAGCAUUAACCUCCGCCUCCCUCAUGUCACUAAAGCUCUCUACUAUUGUUUUUAUUUUCACUCGUGUACAUAUGAUUGUUUUUGUCUCUUUUAUUGUAUCCCAACACAAUAAAUAUAAUACAAAUUACUUUUUUAAAACAACAAA